This is a messenger RNA of Peronospora matthiolae, 573 nucleotides long. The record is from the annotation of a GenBank genome assembly. NCBI's taxonomy places the organism in Eukaryota, Oomycota, Peronosporomycetes, Peronosporales, Peronosporaceae.
AUGGGCACCGUCUUCUCCUUCUCACUCGAAGCGCUCUACGGCAGCUUGGCCGCUUUCUUUGGCAACCGCGAGAGCCGCAUCAUGAUCAUCGGCCUCGACGGUGCAGGCAAGACGACGUUCCUGUACAAGAUCAAGCUUGGCGAGCUCGUGACGACGAUCCCCACUAUCGGCUAUAACGUUGAGACCUUUGACUACAAGAACAUCAAAUUCACGGCGUGGGACAUUGGCGGACAAGAGACGAUCCGCUCGCUGUGGAAGCACUACCUUUCCAACAACGACGCCGUCAUCUUUGUCGUUGAUGCUGCUGAUGUCGAUCGUAUUGACGAAGCAAAAGAGGCGCUGCAUCUGAUCUUUGAAGCGGAAGAGCUCGCUCAUACCAAGCUGCUCGUGUACGCCAAUAAACAGGACCAGCCGCACGCUUUGUCGGCUGAAGAGCUGCGAGAGAGACUGGAGCUGGCUGACGUGACCCAGAACCCCUCGAGCGUCCAGGCUUGUGUUGCAACCACUGGCGAGGGACUGUACGAAGGUCUCGACUGGCUGAGCAAGGCGGUCACGGGUGAACUGGACGCGUAG